Nelumbo nucifera (sacred lotus) is the source of this 1924-nucleotide messenger RNA. RefSeq names its product nuclear transcription factor Y subunit A-10-like. Gene Ontology annotation, molecular function: DNA binding; DNA-binding transcription factor activity. Gene Ontology annotation, biological process: regulation of DNA-templated transcription. The record is from RefSeq and is a predicted model, not a curated record. NCBI's taxonomy places the organism in Eukaryota, Viridiplantae, Streptophyta, Magnoliopsida, Proteales, Nelumbonaceae. Gene Ontology annotation, cellular component: CCAAT-binding factor complex.
UCUCUCUCUCUCUCUCUCUCUCGUACAGACAUAGGUACAACCUAUUGUCUAAAUUCUUAUGUCUCAUGAGAGCCUCUGGUGGACUCUAGGACGCUUGAAUCUAUUUUGUAUGCUUGUUCUUUCUUCUUCACAUGCUCAUGCUUCUUCUUUUAGAGGCUCUUGUUUGACCUGAGUCUGAGUUGUCAUUUGGGUUUCCUUUCUUUUAGCUAAUGGAUUGAAGAUUUCUUGGUUCCCUCUAGUGAAGUGGCUUGUUCUAUGUGAAUUGACAUCUCUCUCUCUCUCUCUCUCUCUCUCUCUGUCUCCUCCCCGGUGGGGUUUGAAGUGGGUUUGCCUGUUUACAUGUGAUUAGGUUGAAACCGAGAGAUAUACUUGCUUCUCAAAACAUAGUCCCAACUUACUUUCGAGGAACUUCAGGAUGCAAACUCUUUGUUUCAAAGAACAUGGAGGAAUUGCCCGUAAUCAUAUUUCUCAGCUGUCUCCGGUUACUCCCAUGCCCUGGUGGAGUGCUGUUGGAUCACAACCGGCCUCUGGAGAGCCAUUUGGCCAACUGAAGUCUUUAUCGGCGGAUCAUCCCAGUGGUGGAGACCAAUUAACAGAUGCUUCUCGGCAAGCUCAGCGGGGUGUGGAACAAAGUACUGCUCAGUUUACUAUCUUAUCUGUUUCUCAUCCAGGUGAUAGCAGGGAUUCUGGGAAGGGGCAAAAAACUCAGCAAAUUCCAUCAGCCAUUUCUCGACAAUCAUUCCCACCUGAUUAUCAAGCGUGUAUUGAAUUGGGGCUUGGUCAGCCUAUGGUUUGUGCAAAUUACCCUUAUAUGGAUCAAUAUUAUAGCAUAUUUGCAACUUAUGGAUCUCAACCAACGGGUCGGGUGAUGUUGCCACUGAAUAUGCCAGAAGAUGGACCCAUCUAUGUUAAUGCCAAGCAGUACCAUGGAAUACUAAGGCGUAGGAAGUCUCGUGCAAAGGCAGAGAUGGAGAAUAAGUUGAUCAAAGUUCGGAAGCCAUAUCUGCAUGAAUCACGCCAUCUCCAUGCAAUGCGUCGGGCAAGAGGAUGUGGUGGCCGCUUCCUGAACACAAAGAGUUCAAAGGGUGGGAAUGACACAGGCAAAACAGGCAACAGCCAACCCUUUCAGUCUUCUGGAUCCCCAAGUUCUGAAGUUCUGCAAUCUGAAAGUGCAAACGCAAACUCAUCGAAGGAGGCCUCUGGUGGUGGAUCAAGUCUAUCAGGAUCAGAGGUGACUAGCAUGUACUCUAGAGGGGAUUUUGUUUGUUUUCAGAUUGAUCGUCUCCGUCCAUCUACUUUCCACUCAGAUAUCAUUGAUAGUGGACAGGGAACUGGGAUACCCAACAAAUGGGUUGCAGCAGCAAAUGGCUGUUGCAACCUCCUUAAAGUUUAAAUGCAAGGUGACAAAUGGGGUUGUACGAGUUGUAUCAUCAGCUUGUUUGAGCUCUGAUAAGAAAACAGUCAGCAAGCUCGAGAGCUGAGCAUCAUCCCACAUAAACAACCCCAUCCUUGCUGCAACUGAAUGGAGGAGCUCUGUUGCAGUGCUAUCUCUGGUUACUGCAACAGGUUUCGGUCAAGGGAUGGUCCCCACCACCAUUUGGUUGUUAUUAGGCAAAUCAUUCUUGGCUUGUUUGCAUUAAGGUCUCCGUCGCUCAAAGCAGUCUCACCAUCUCAGGGCUGUCAAAAGUGACAAGGUCCUUGAUGUAUUGUAAAAAAAAAAAAAAACUGAACCAUUUGUUAGUCCCCACUGGAUUUGUUAUGGUGAUUUAUGAGUUCAAAGGACAUGAAGGUGUGUUUCAGUUGUGUUUAUGAUCCUCAAAAUGAUGUUGAAAAUGUGUGGUUUUGUGACUUAUCUAACUUUAAUGGCCUUAGACUUACUGAUUUGUGAAAUAAUGUAUGAGAAGACCAUUUGUUCUGUUAUUUA